Molecule: messenger RNA, 3548 nt
Organism: Carassius gibelio (silver crucian carp)
Lineage: Eukaryota; Metazoa; Chordata; Actinopteri; Cypriniformes; Cyprinidae
Product: ankyrin repeat domain-containing protein 33B
Exons: 4
Coding region: 506-2032 (508 amino acids)
Molecular function (GO): protein binding
Source: RefSeq, a predicted model, not a curated record
GAGAGAGAGGAGGGCAUCUAAUCGGAUUAAUGGAGGCAGAGUUUUGUAGCGCACGCGUCUAUUCUUCUCUUAUCUUCUUUUCACCCUUCAGUGCUGUUUGUUUGGAACAUCACAAUAUCUGAAAAGUUUUUCCAGGAAACAAAUUGCGACAUUCCGAAGACUUUCACUUUACAUGGAACUGCAAAUACACAUUGUCGGCAGUUUUCGGUUUCUGAUCGUCGCCUCGUGCUGCUGAUGAACACUACACUGACAGAGGGGUUACAGAGACAGCAGUUAUCAAAAUGAGCUGAUAAAACUACCCUACGUUAUUUUACAUGGACACCAAUUUCAGUGGGGGAAAUGAAGUCGCGGAUACCUAAAAGAAGAUUUGAACCUCAGUUUAAACGCUUUUUGCUCGUUUGGUAUCUAUGAUUUUAACGUAACGUUACACUACCUAAAUGCAGCCGAUGAAAAGCAGGAGGUGUUUGAACCGCACGACUUGAGGAUUUUAUCCUAUUGGGGUUAAAUGGUUCUGUUAACGGACAGACGGGAUGGCGGAGGAUCAUCUCCACGAAAGGUUAAACCACUUAAACAUGCUAAAAGCGCCCAGAUCUGUCCCACUAUCUUCGAGGAAUCACCCGAUCGCGCGGGCGAUGACGAUUAUGAUGCAUAUUUUGGCUCGGUUGAGUUGGAUGAGGACUUCGAGGAGUUGGAUGACUUCUGUGAACUGCCGGAUACCAGGAGUAUCGUCUCAGAUGACUCCUUCUACCCCCCGGACGGUGACUUCUUUGACUCCGAGAGAACCUCUUCCCCGGAGAGUCCCGCUCCGCUGUCCUUUUUCCAAGCGUGCUGCAACAACAACGCGCUUACAGUCAAACUCAUGAUUAGACAAGGUGUGACGGAGGAGGACGUCCAGGAGACGGACAAAAACAAAAGAACUGGACUAAUAGUGGCAUGCUACCAAGGGUAUGUGGAUGUGGUGACUGCGCUCUCCCAGUGUCCUCACCUGGAUGUGAACUGGCAGGACAAUGAGGGCAAUACAGCCCUCAGCACCGCUGCCCAGGCGGGUCACAUCACAAUCACUAACUACCUACUCAACUACUUUCCCGGGCUUGACAUCGAGAAGAGGAACUGCUACGGUUUCACCGCUCUGAUGAAAGCUGCUGUACAGGGUCGAGUGGAAUGUGUCAGAGCCCUGAUGCUGGCAGGAGCUGACCUAAACGCCAGGGACAACGGGAGGAAGUUCACUGCGCGAGAGUGGGCCAUCUUCACAAGCCGCUAUGACACCGUGUUCGCCAUGACGCGGCUGAUGCAACAGCCGUGUGCGGAGCAGUUCUGCGAAACCUACCGUCCUGAGUGGCCCCUUCUACCUGCGCUGGUUACCAAAACUCAGACGCCCAAAAGCUGCAUUCAGAAAAUUUCACAGACACUGCGUGACUUCUUUGACAUCAGCAAUGUCACUGCGGCUUCAGACGACGGGGUUCUGGAUCACAUGGUGCGCAUGACAACAGCACUGGGGAGCCCGUUCAUUGCAACGGCAUGUCGAACCGUGUGUCCCGGCAGCCCGCCCUGUGUUGGAAAACGCCGUUACUCGGUUCCGGAGAUACUUAAAAAACAACGAAUCGAGCAGCUAAAAAGUCUGGGACCGGAGUGCCUCGAGAACAAACGUCCCUUUAAGAACUCCCGCGUCCUGCUGGUGCCCAAAUCGAAAGAUCGUCGAGCAAGUCUGCAGCCCCAGGUCCAAUCAGACGACUCCUCGUCUUCCUCACUGGCCGUCCGCAGGGCCAGUCUGCAGCCCUUACACCUGCUGAGGAGGGGCAGCGUUAGGCCAGGUCCGGUGGUGCCCAAGCUGAGGAUUACCAAGGCCCCUACGCCAACCUACAUGCCGGAGAAAGUGCGGCGGAAAAGCAGCUGUAAAGAUGACCAGUUCCUCCAGAUACCAAAGUGGAGAUAUAAAGAACUGAAAGAGGAGCGAAAGAAAGCAGAGGAGGCGGAAAGGAAAAGACUAGAGGACGUAACGAAGAGACAACUCACUACGGGCAAAAGGAAAUAAGUGUGUGGAAACAUACUGUUCACCAUUUAAUACUUGAAAUGCAAUUUUGAUAUUGGAUUCCAAAUUAUUCUACUAUUUAUUGAAAAGAUCCAACCAGAUCAGCUAAAAUGGGUACACUACUAAAACCGGAUGCCACUUUAUGUUUACAUCCUUAAAAAAAAUGAUUAUUUGACUUUUAGAGUUGUCCAUUGUCUCAGAUUGAGCAGUAGCAUUAUGAAUGUAUUUGACACUUUUUCAAUACCUAAUUUUAAAACUGUUUUUAUAAACAUUGUAGAUGUUGAUGGUCUUUUGGCUGCGUCAUGCCUGUAUUUGCACACAUUUCAGAGACAAAUGCUACAGACAAUCACCAGCAAGUAAUGAAAGAUGGAAAAAGAGGUAGUGAUAUCAUUAGAUUUUUUUCUGUGUGUGUAUUUUAAUAUUUAUUUAUACUACUAUAGCACUCUUUAAGUUAAUUACUUCAACGAGCAUGUUCUGAAACUAUUACUGUUCAAGAAAAACAAUGUAUUAUAUUAUACAAAAUGGUAUUUGCUGCCAGAGUGGGGUAAGAUGAGUCAUGCUUGCACACUAAGUGAUUGGCUUUUGGGUAUCAAGGGCCAAACUUACACAGCUGCCUGUGAUGAGAGAUGCAUUUAAAAAAAAAAAAAAGACUAAACAUUUCUUUGCAUGUCAAAUUAAAUCGUUCUACAUGCAAGUUCAAAUGAAAGCCAGCACAAUUUGAUACAGGUUUAAAAAUAUAUAUAAUUUACACUACCAUUCAAAGUUUAGGGUGAGUGAGAUUUGUUUUACAGAUAUUAAUAGAAAUAAAUUAAUAAUUUUAUUUAGCAAAGAUGCAUUAAAUUGAUCAAAAGUGACUGUGUGAAGACUUUUAUAAUGUAACAAAAGAUUUAUAUUUACAAGUCAUUGCUUUUCUUAUGAACUUUGUAUUCAUCAAAUCCAGAAAAAUAUGCAUCAAGGUUUCAGCACUGAUAAUAAUAAAUGAAUCCUGAGCAGCAAAUGAGCAUAGAAUGAUUUUUGAAGGAUCAUGUGACACUGAGUAAUAAGUGUACAUAAUACCGUACAUUUGUAAAUUCACCAAAUCAUUCCUUCUCAGCUAAAACUUUAAAAGUGGCACAGCUUACCCCUCUCUUCCUUAUGGUUUCUUCAAUCCUGGAAAUAGUUAAUCCGAAAUUCAUAUCACAACAAAUCUCAGGUAUGAACACUUCAAUAUGCAGAAUCAAACAAAGUUUAGUUAAAGAAUUCAUAGUGAUAUCAGUUUGAAAUGUCUUCUCACUGAACAUCAGGUCAUCUCAACAGCACCACUGUGCCUCGGUGUCCAACACACAGACCACACAAAACACACACAAGCAGUUGAUUUCAUAAAGAUGUCAUGACCAGCACUAACCUGUUAUAUUAAAAUAACACUGUGUUUAAACUACUGUAGGUUGUACUAAGUAACUUACCAAGAGUAUUGACCAGCAAUGCUUGGAAGAACAAUCUCAUUGUGAUUUUGCAAUAAAAACUGCUUUAUGAUAACAAA